Molecule: messenger RNA, 447 nt
Organism: Paraphaeosphaeria sporulosa
Lineage: Eukaryota; Fungi; Ascomycota; Dothideomycetes; Pleosporales; Didymosphaeriaceae
Exons: 2
Coding region: 85-447 (120 amino acids)
Source: RefSeq, a predicted model, not a curated record
AAACCAUGAACGAUGUUUUGAAGACCCUGGCAGCGGCUGCAACUGAAGUAUCACCAAAUUAGUGCUGACUGCCGUCCGCAGAAGAUGUUCGGGAGCUGGCACGGCAUCGCUAAUCUACACCAUUCGGUAUGCAGAUGCUUGUUCGACUGGUUGCUUCGCGGGCGGCCCGGUCAUGGUACCGGCUCAAUGACGCCACGCCCAGCGCCGAAUUUUUGGCUGAAGGAGGAGAAGGAGGAGAAGGAGGAGAAGGAGGAGAAGGAGGAGAAGGAGGAGAAGGAGGAGAAGGCUUCAGACAAGAAGACUAAGGAAUAUAAGACUAAGGAAGAGAAGACUCAAGGAAAUAGGAGUAAGGAGGAGAACACGAAGGAGGGGAAGGCUAAGGAGGCUGAGGCCUUGGCCGACGAGGAUGAGGAUUGCUAUUGCCCACUGAUUGGACGUCUUGAAUGA